Myotis lucifugus (little brown bat) is the source of this 410-nucleotide messenger RNA. RefSeq names its product keratin-associated protein 3-1. Gene Ontology annotation, cellular component: keratin filament. The transcript has a single exon. Gene Ontology annotation, molecular function: structural molecule activity. The coding region runs from base 15 to 311 and encodes 98 amino acids. NCBI's taxonomy places the organism in Eukaryota, Metazoa, Chordata, Mammalia, Chiroptera, Vespertilionidae. The record is from RefSeq and is a predicted model, not a curated record.
CAAAUCUUGACACCAUGGCUUGCUGUACUCCCUGCUGCUGCAGCGUCCCCACCGGCCCCGCCACCACCAUCUGCUCCUCUGACAAAUGCUGCCGGUGCGGAGUCUGCCUGCCCAGCACCUGCCCACACGACAUCAGCCUCCUUCAGCCCACCUGCUGUGACACCUGCCCCCCACCCUGCUGUGAGCCUGACACCUACGUGCCAACUUGCUGGCUGCUCAACUCCUGCCACCCGACUCCCGGACUGUACGGGAUCAACGUGACGACCUGCGUCCAGCCCUGCUGUCAGAGUCCCUGUGAGCCCUGCUGUUAAGCAGCCACGGCUUUGCACAGGUUCCGUGAUGUGCUGCUCAACGUCCUACACAUCACCCAGCCUUCACCACGCUACUGCCUACAGCGGGCUAACGCCAUA